GCAGGCAGAGAAAGCGUGCACAGUCUUCUCCACUGCGACAAUCAACAGGUUUCCUGCAGGUAGAAGAUGCCUUUCAUUAAAGAGCCCAGGAAGAAGGCUGAGGAUAUUUCAGCGGUGUACGAGUUAAAGGAAAAACUUGGGGAAGGCUCCUUCUCAGAGGUGCGGGUCGCUCAGCACCGCCGCACUCAGAGGCUUGUUGCCGUCAAGUGCAUCCACAAGAGGGCGCUGAAGGGCAAGGAGUCUCUGCUGGAGAAUGAAAUCGCCGUGCUGCGCAAAAUCGACCAUGCAAACAUAGUGUCACUGGAGGAAACCUUUGAGACACCUACAAAGCUCUAUUUGGUGAUGACUCUGGUGACAGGCGGGGAACUCCUGGAUCGGAUCCUGGAGAGAGGGAACUACACAGAGAAGGAUGCCAGCCGUGUGAUUCACCAGGUCCUGGAGGCGGUCAAAUACCUCCACCAGCUGGGCAUCGUGCACAGGGAUCUGAAGCCUGAGAACCUGCUGUACGAAAGUCCAUUAGAGGACUCCAAGAUAGUCAUCAGCGACUUUGGCCUCUCCAAGAUGGAGGAACAGGGGGCAUUGUCCACGGCCUGUGGGACACCUGCUUAUGUAGCACCAGAGCUCUUGCAGCAGAAAACUUAUGGUAAAGAGGUUGACCUCUGGGCUGUAGGGGUCAUCUCCUACAUACUACUGUGUGGCUACCCUCCGUUCUACGAUGAGAACGACACAAAACUCUACAAGCAGAUUAUAAAGGCGGAAUUUGAGUUUGACUCACCGUACUGGGAUGCCAUCUCUGACUCAGCCAAAGACUUCAUAUCCCACUUACUGCAGAAAGACCCAGAAAAGCGGUACAACUGUGAGCAGGCUCUCAAGCAUCCUUGGAUAUCGGGUGGGGCAGCCCUGGAGAAGAACAUCCACGACUCCGUCAGCGAGCAGAUUCAGAAGAACUUCGCCAAGAGCCAAUGGAAGAGGGCCUUCAAUGCCACUGUGGUGGUGCGUCACCUCAGUAAGAGGAGCCUGGCAGUGGAGGACGAGGGGGAGAUGGAAGACUCUGCAGCUGGGGGAGCAGACAGCCUCUAAAGCAGCCACUGACAGAGGACAGAGCAGCAGUCCCUCUGGCCU
Molecule: messenger RNA, 1122 nt
Organism: Megalops cyprinoides (Indo-Pacific tarpon)
Lineage: Eukaryota; Metazoa; Chordata; Actinopteri; Elopiformes; Megalopidae
Gene: pnck
Product: pregnancy up-regulated nonubiquitous CaM kinase
Exons: 12
Coding region: 67-1080 (337 amino acids)
Biological process (GO): peptidyl-serine phosphorylation
Cellular component (GO): intracellular anatomical structure
Molecular function (GO): calmodulin binding; calcium/calmodulin-dependent protein kinase activity; ATP binding
Source: RefSeq, a predicted model, not a curated record